Molecule: messenger RNA, 806 nt
Organism: Homarus americanus (American lobster)
Lineage: Eukaryota; Metazoa; Arthropoda; Malacostraca; Decapoda; Nephropidae
Product: glycine receptor subunit beta-like
Exons: 3
Coding region: 1-612 (203 amino acids)
Biological process (GO): regulation of membrane potential; signal transduction; chloride transmembrane transport
Cellular component (GO): membrane; synapse; neuron projection
Molecular function (GO): transmembrane signaling receptor activity; extracellular ligand-gated monoatomic ion channel activity; neurotransmitter receptor activity
Source: RefSeq, a predicted model, not a curated record
AUGUGCACUUUUGACCUCACCCUCUACCCCUUUGACAGUCAACACUGCCAGAUGGUCUUCUAUGUCGGCGCUUACACCCAGCAGUAUGUGGUCACUUCCCUCAAAAAUGUCACCUUCUCUGGGAAUCGCCAACUCCUUGAGUACCGCGUGACUAGUCUCAAGCAUCAACCAUUGCUGUACCAAAACAAGAGUGGUCAGCACAUAGAGAUCGAGUUGGCUAACCUUUACGGGUACUACAUCAGCGGCGCCUACGUGCCCACCAUGCUCUUGGUCAUCAUCUCUUACCUCACCUUCUACUUUUCCCUAGACGACUUCACCAACAGAGUUAUGGUCUCCCUCACCUCCCUCCUAGUGCUGGCAGCCCUCUUCUCCCAGAUAGCCUCUGGCUUACCCAAGACAGCCUACCUGAAGCUGAUUGACGUUUGGUUCAUCUUCUGCAUCAUGUCAGACUUUGUCAUGGUAUCGGUGCUGGUUAUCAUCAACUCCUACAUGCAGGUCCAGAUGCCCAUCAAGGUGACACCCCUGAUAUCAGGCGUUCACGGCGCCAAGAGAGGGUCACAGGUAUACAAAACUGAUAAAACUGGUUGUACAAUUUUUGAACACCUUCCCUGAUACACAAGUGCAGUAGGUCAUUUAAUCAAUUCCCUGGUCUUGGAACUCCAUGGUCCAGGUAGCCAAUAAACUUGUAUCGGUAAUUCAUUUUAUUAAUACCCUGAUACACAAGUCCAGAAUUUGUCACUAUCCAUUCCAAUUUUACUCUCAGGCAAGAUUAUCAGGUGUUGUCAGAUUAGCUGUGUUCUGCUCAG